Messenger RNA from Jaculus jaculus (lesser Egyptian jerboa), 1746 nucleotides. It is a transcript of the gene Klhl30, whose product is annotated as kelch like family member 30. The coding region runs from base 1 to 1746 and encodes 581 amino acids. The record is from RefSeq and is a predicted model, not a curated record. Lineage: Eukaryota; Metazoa; Chordata; Mammalia; Rodentia; Dipodidae. The transcript has 7 exons. Gene Ontology annotation, molecular function: protein binding.
AUGGUGAAGAAUGUGGAUGACCUGGACUUCCAGCUGCCCUCACAUGCCCAGGACAUGCUGGAUGGCCUGCGGCGGCUACGUUCCCUGCCCAAGCUGGCCGACGUCACGCUGCUGGUAGGUGGCAGGGAGCUGCCCUGCCACCGAGGCCUCCUGGCACUGAGCAGCCCCUACUUCCAUGCCAUGUUUGCUGGUGACUUUGCCGAGAGCUUCUCCGCACGUGUGGAGCUACAGGACGUGGAGCCAGCCGCGGUGGGGCAGCUGGUGGACUUUGUGUACACAGGCCGGCUGACCGUCACACAAGCCAAUGUGGAGGCGCUGACACGUACAGCCUCACGCCUCCACUUCCCUGCUGUGCAGAAGGUCUGCGGCCGCUACCUCCAGCAACAGCUGGAUGCCACCAACUGCCUGGGCAUCUGUGAGUUUGGUGAGCAGCAGGGGCUGCUGGGUGUGGCAGCCAAAGCCUGGGCCUUCCUGCGGGAGAACUUUGAGGCGGUGGUACAGGAGGACGAGUUCUUGCAGCUUCCCCGAGACCGGCUGGCCACCUGUCUGGCCAGUGACCUGCUGCAGGCGCAGCCAGAGCAGAGCCGGCUGGAAGCCCUGCUGCGCUGGGUGCGCUACGACCCCCAGGCCCGGGCUGCCCACCUUCCUGAGCUGCUCAGCCUGGUGCAUCUGGAUGCUGUGCCCAGGCCCUGCAUGCAGCAGCUGCUGGCCACAGAGCCACUGAUUCAGGAGUCAGAAGCAUGCCAGGAGGCCCUGUCCCAGGGCCACAGUGGGGAGCUGCCCAGCCUCGCACAGAAGCUGCAGGAGGUACUCGUGGUAGUGGGUGGGCGGGCGCUGGAGGAAGAUGAGGAGGUUGUCGAGGAGCCCACCCCUAACCCCGGAAACUUCACGUUCUACAACCCCAAGGCCAGGCGCUGGAUGGCACUCCCAGAUUUCCCUGAUUACCACAAGUGGGGCUUCUCCCUGGCAGCACUCAACAAUGAUAUCUAUGUCACAGGUGGCUCACGUGGCACCAAGACAGACACCUGGUCAACCACCCAGGCCUGGUGCUUCCCGCUGAAGGAAGCUGUCUGGAAGCCGGUGGCACCCAUGCUGAAGGCCCGCACGAACCACGCCAGCUCAGCGCUCAACGGGGAGCUCUAUGCCAUCGGUGGCACCACCCUGGAUGUGGUAGAGGUCGAGCGCUAUGACCCGUACACGAACGGCUGGACGCCUGUCAGCCCAGCCCUCAAGUAUGUCAGCAACUUCUCUGCCGCCGGCUGCCAGGGCCGGCUCUACCUGGUGGGCUCCAGUGCCUGCAAGUACAACGCAUUGGCCUUACAGUGCUACAACCCCAUCACAGAUACAUGGAGUGUGAUCGCCUCCCCCUUCCUGCCCAAGUACCUAUCGUCACCACGCUGCGCUGCUCUGCACGGUGCGCUCUACCUCAUCGGUGACAACACCAAAAAGGUGUACGUGUAUGACCCGGGAGCCAACCUGUGGCAGAAGGUGCAGUCUCAACAUAGCCUGCAUGAGAAUGGCGCGUUGGUACCAUUGGGCGACGCACUGUAUGUGACGGGUGGCCGCUGGCAGGGCAUGGACGGUGACUACCACGUGGAGAUGGAAGCCUAUGACACUGUGCAGGACGCCUGGGCCCGCCAUGGUGCCCUGCCCCGCCUCUGGCUCUACCACGGGGCCUCUACUAUCUUCCUGGAUGUCUCCAAGUGGACACAGCCCUUCAGCCCUCACACCUCCCAGGAGCGCUAG